UCCACUUCCGGAUGUUCCCGCAUGAAAAAUACAAAAUUUCACAACUUAUUGCAAUUUCUCUGUUUACAUGAGAAAUUGAAGUCUAAUCAAAGUUUCAUUACAUGGUGUUAAAGUUAUGUUACCCACGGAUUCGAAGACGGCAUAUGGCGUAGCCAUAGGUGUUGGUAUAGGACUUUGUUUUGGAAUGGUACUUGGGCCAAAAAUUAUGAGAAAUUUUUACAGAAUGUCAGGAAGAGCUUCCAGGAAAGUGAAAGAAGAAGCUUGUAGAGGAGCUUCUAAUGAAAAUGAGAUGCCGAUGCCAAGUGAUAGUGGAGAAUUGAAACUUGUAAUGGUCAUCAGAUCAGAUCUAAAAAUGGGGAAAGGAAAGAUGGCAGCACAAUGUUCACAUGCAGCAGUUGGAGCUUAUAUGAAGUUAGCCAUGAAAAACCCUGUCUUGUGUGAACAAUGGGUUAUGAUGGGACAGCCUAAAGUUGUCACAAAAAUUGAUAGUGAAGAAGGGCUUAUUGAAUUAUUAAAGCAAGCAAGGGCACUAGGACUUAACUAUAGCAUAAUAAAGGAUGCUGGUAGGACACAAAUAGCUCCAGGGUCUACUACUACGCUAGGAGUUGGACCAGGUCCAGAAGAACUUAUAAACAAAGUAACAGGACAUUUAAAACUUUUAUGAUACUGGGUAGUGUAUCAUAUUUUGGAUAUAUAUCUAGGAAAUUUGAAGCCUCAAUACACUGCACCCGCUAAACUAUAUGUUCUAGUAUAGGAUUUGGAAUUCUACACCCCUCCUAAUUGAAGAGCUCAAGUGGUCAUCGGAGAAUUGCGAACUCUCAUUAACUAUAUACAUGACUUCCUUAAUAUCUUAUGGAGGGAAACAGCAAGGAUACAGUAGCUCUUCAAAUACUGAGUGAAGGAAUUUUCUAGCCUCUCUGUUUGAAGAAGUUUAACUGGUAUUCUUGAACACUUCCUGUUGGCAUGCAUCCUGGUAUAAAUAAUAGAGCCAGAGAAUGCUCUUACCCAGAAUUCAAAGAUGAACCGUUCAUCUUUGAAUUGUGGAUUAUUUCCCCCUC
Owenia fusiformis is the source of this 1058-nucleotide messenger RNA. The record is from the annotation of a GenBank genome assembly. NCBI's taxonomy places the organism in Eukaryota, Metazoa, Annelida, Polychaeta, Sabellida, Oweniidae.